Molecule: messenger RNA, 1284 nt
Organism: Bombina bombina (fire-bellied toad)
Lineage: Eukaryota; Metazoa; Chordata; Amphibia; Anura; Bombinatoridae
Gene: SMAGP
Product: small cell adhesion glycoprotein
Exons: 4
Coding region: 276-563 (95 amino acids)
Source: RefSeq, a predicted model, not a curated record
UCUGUGUUGUUGAUUAAAAGAUCUACUGCUCCACUGCUGGCUUCAAUAUCCACCAGUCAACCAUGCAUUAGCAUUAUGGAACUAGCUGACAUUUUAAAACAAAAAGAAGAAAUUUUUUAGCAUCUAGAAACUCAAAGGAGAGCUGAACUUGAAAUACAACACAGUUAAACAAAUGAAAAAUACCUUCAGGAGAACAGCAAAAGACCACAGACAAAUAAAGAAAAGACAGAACUACUGAAGAAGAGCAAGAAUUGACUGGGUUGUAAGCUUUCAACAUGGGCUUUGCACCUACAUCUUUCUCAGAAGCAGCCCUUACACCACCAUUAUUUAAGGCAACUACAAGCUCCUCAACAGAUGUUGAAGGAUUUGAUAUCGGAGUCAUUGCAGGGGUGAUUGCUGCUGUUUUCGUGACACUUCUGACUGCUCUGGUGCUGAUCACAAUCUACUUGUACAAACACAAAGGUAGCUACCGUACCAAUGAGAAUCCUGAAGAGGAGGCAAGCAAAGCCCUACAAAUGGAGCACAGCACAUCCAGCCAGGACAAGCAGGAAUAUUUCCUCUAGCUUAUAAAAGAUAAAAAGAUCUCAAGUGAAUGUUAAACUUUAACAUAUGUCAUUAGGGACUUGUAUUUAUGACUGCAUUUUAGUAUGUGAUUUUUGUUUUUCAAACUUGAAGAGACUGGGCUGGAACAGCCUUGAAUAAAAGAAAACAACAAGUCUGUAGUUGACUGCCUUUCUUCACGUUGAAGGCUGCACAUUAGUUUGAUCCUAGCAGGCUCCAGCUGAGUGCUUUAUAUAUUCUUUUGCACUCUUACCUUGAAAUACGGGAGUUGAAACAUGUUGUGAAGAAAUGAAAAAAUGCAUCCGUUCUAUAGUAUGCACUUGUUAUAAUGGGAUUUUUCCAAUUAACACAUUGCUGAUAAAAUGAUUUGCAGCUCUGGUUGGUAACCACUAAUUGAAAACUGGUUGCUUUUUUCCUGUACUGAUUUAGGUUAGUCUCUCGCAUUGUAUAAACUAAUGUACUUGGGCGUCCAUUGAGCACACAUUUGUAUCACAUAUGUAAAUGGUACAUUAUCCUGUUUUUUAUUUUUUAAACUAAGAGCUGCAGUUCCAUGAUCUAUAUUUUCUUAGAAUUGUUGUAGAUUUGAUGCAGCUCCAGGCAUCAAUCUUUGCAGUUAUUUAUUUGCAGCUCACUAUAUGCUGAGCACAUGUAAAACUAUGUAUUAUCAUUGUACCAACUGUUUUUUUGUUUUGCUAAAAAUAAAUGAAUUUUUACAUUUUACAA